CCCCCUUUCGCGCCGCCGGUACUAGUUCGCCCCGGUCGCUCCCGGUCGCCCAGCUGCCCCUGGUACCCCGCGUCCGCUGGUGUGUCUGGAGCGCCGCGGCCACACAAUGUUGGGCAUGAUCAGGAACUCGCUGUUCGGGAGCGUAGAGACGUGGCCUUGGCAGGUCCUGAGCAAAGGGGACAAGGAAGAAGUGUCCUAUGAGGAAAGGACCUGUGAAGGCGGGAAGUUUGCCACAGUGGAGGUGACAGAUAAGCCUGUGGAUGAGGCCCUACGGGAAGCAAUGCCCAAAGUCAUGAAGUAUGUGGGAGGCACCAAUGACAAGGGGACUGGGAUGGGAAUGACAGUUCCCAUCUCCUUCGCCGUGUUCCCCAGUGACGAUGGCUCACUGCAGAAGAAAAUCAAAGUCUGGUUCCGGAUUCCAAACCAGUUCCAGAGCAACCCGCCGGUUCCCAGCGAUGACAGCAUUAAGAUUGAGGAGCGGGAAAGCAUCACUGUCUACUCCAAGCAGUUUGGGGGUUAUGCCAAGGAAGCUGACUACGUCGCCCACGCCGCCCAGCUGCGCACGGCCUUGGAGGGCACAGCCACCUACCGGAGUGACAUCUACUUCUGCACUGGGUACGACCCGCCCAUGAAGCCCUAUGGACGUCGCAAUGAGGUCUGGCUGGUGAAGACCUGAGUUGUUCGCCGAGCCCGCACUCCCAGGAUGUGGGCUGUCACCCCUGACUUGGGCGGGCAGGAGGGGCUUCUGACUGCAACUUCAGCUCAACCAACUUUCCUUCAAAGCCAGUUACUGCCAGUUUUCUGAAACAUGCACGUUCAAUACCAGGGCUCUUUUUCUCGUGGUGGGAAAUACAGCCAAGUCAGGCCGCACCCCUUCCCUUGAUUUAGAAGAUUGGUUGUAGACCAGGAAAACCCCAGCAGCAUUUUCCCAGCCACCUGCGUCCCAAUAAACUGAUGUUUUAAAAUGAUCGAAUCUGUAUUUUUGUAAUUGAGAGGGGAAAUGUAAUCUGUGUGCAAUCUUUCAUCUGUGAUUCUUCUAAGACUUUGUCUAAAAAUAAAGUGAAAAUAAAGUUCUUUGACUUAAA
Messenger RNA from Molossus molossus (Pallas's mastiff bat), 1085 nucleotides. RefSeq names its product heme binding protein 1 (gene HEBP1). NCBI's taxonomy places the organism in Eukaryota, Metazoa, Chordata, Mammalia, Chiroptera, Molossidae. The record is from RefSeq and is a predicted model, not a curated record. The transcript has 4 exons. The coding region runs from base 107 to 676 and encodes 189 amino acids.